AGGUGGAGAUCAUGUUGUGAAUGCCGAGAGGCAGCGGGAGAAGGAGUAUUCGGGGGAGGACAGGUGCGUGGUCGGGCAGGGUGUAGAAGGUGGUCGGGCAGGGUGUUCAGAAAUGGAGGAACAGUCAGAGGAGGAGGUCCCCAUCGAAAUCUUGAGGGGUUGGAAUGGCAGGAAAAGGGGGGAGGGGAGGGGAGGGAUGCGGGAUAAGGAGGAGGAGAGGGUCGGGAUUUGAUCGGUCAGGUUGGGGAUGCCGUUGAGGGAGGAGGAGAAGGGGAGAGGGUCGAUAUAGGGUGAAAUAUGAAAGGUGUCGUCGACGAGACAAUGAGAAACAAAAGCCGGAACAGCAGCAGUGGAGCCUUAUCUCAUGGUUUAUCAUCCUCCUUGACUCAUGCAUCUGCUUCUGCUGCUGGUGGAUCUGCUGCUACUGCUAUCUCUAGUUGCAGUAGUAGUGGCACUAGCGCUGGCAGUGGCAGUGGCAGUGGAAGUGGCAGUGGUAGUGGUAGUAGUGGUAGCAGUAGUUGUCAUCGGAAUGCUUGGUUUGAUGUGCGAGGGGAUGGAGGUAUGGAAGAUGGUGAAGAAGAUGAAGAUUCAUUUUGCCCACUUUGCAUUGAACCAUUUGAUGAGACAGAUGAGCGUUUUCGUCCUUGCCCCUGUGGGUACCAUGUGUGUUUAUUUUGCUAUGAAAAGAUCAAGCUUGAAUUGAAUGCGCUGUGUCCCAGCUGCAGAAUGCCAUAUGGCGACCCUGUGGAAGCUUCUCCCUUCCGCCACACAUCUUCGUCAAGUACCCCCUGUAAAUCGAGAUCCUCAAAGUCCCGAUCUUCAUCCCCCGAUAAAGAGAGGGCAGAUCGAGCUUCCCAUGCCCAUUCUCGGAUAUAUAAUACGAACCAUGCGCAUGGUUCAACGUCUUAUUCUUUGGGUGCAUCAUCAUCCUUCACGACGACAGCGACAGGUGGACGAUGCAAUCCGUGGAACAGAACAGCCGCUGCAUCGUCACGUGGAUCUGCAUCUGCUCCAAUCCCCAUGGCUCGUGGGGGUGCAAGGAGUGGCGGUGCUACUGCCCACACAGACAGGAACAGCUACGGAGGCUUGGCAAACAUCUUUGGCAUGUCGCCUGCCGGCCCGUCGAAACCAGCAUGGUCUGGAGGGCAAUCAAGCUCCACCGGAAGCUCCCCAUCGAGUUUUGGUGCCAAGUCCUGGUCCUGUGCUGCAUCGGGGGCAACAGCAACAAAAGGAAGUCCAGGCGCAAGACCAGGGAGCGUUGGGCCCACGCUAGAUGCACACAGAGUUGGACAAGCGGCAUGCGAUCGCACCGUCUCCUCCUUGCCACGUAAUGCUUGGGGAGUUGGCCGCGCAACUGACAGCUCAGCAUCGGGUGUUUCUGGUCAUUCUGCUCCUGUGGGACGGUGUGGUGUGUCUCCAAGUCCCUGGGGCAUUGCCAGUGGAAGGCUAGCGAACAAUGGCAGUGGGUCGAAAUGUGUUCCGUCGGGAGAAGAUACACUUGGAAUAAUCGGAGUGAAUCUCACAGAUAAUACCCAUGCGACGGAUGUGAAUGUGUGUUGUGGCGCCAACAAUAACCAAGGAAGCACUGCAGCAUGCUCCUCGAAUGUGAGGGUUGGAGAAAACGUCGUGAAGGGAUGGCCAGCAGAUGGAAUGCUGAAGGCUGUGACGUGUACACCACGAGAAGGCCUGGAGUUUGUACAGGAGCAGGGGGAACAAUGGGGUACAGAGUUGUGGUGGCAAGGAGAGGCACAACAGCAUGUACAGGGGCAAGUAAAGGGGCAGUACUGUAUAUAUGAAGGCGGCACAGGUAACUGUCGAAGUGAUAGUGAAGUGACUGUGCAGAGUGAUGUAACGAGAGCGACGCGGGGGGAGGGAAGGGGCUCUGUAUCGACUAACAGCAGGGCCAUUGCUGGAUCUUCUCAAAGAAUGGAAUCGGAAAGUUCAGUUCGCGAGUGCGACUCGGGCGCACAAGAUCGAGGUGAAGGUGCUGACGAGCAAGGUUUUCGGUCAUCUUCUCUGCACUCAACCAGUCGGAGCCAUACGAGUGUAGGUGGCGGCCCUUCGAGUGGUGCUGGUAGCUCUGGAUCCGACGGCUCGUUGGCCUUAGAUGCGACAAGCUCUCUGUGGACAACGACCGCUCGCCAUCCAUCUUUCACUCUGUCGCCCGUGUCCUCGUCUGAGCAUCACCCCCCCGUGUCCUAUGUGGAACACAUUCAAUCGUCACCGUCACCGUCAACCCAGUGGGAGUCAGCAGACUACAGAGGGUCUGCAGGUACACCGUCGCUAUCACGUGCUGCUGGUCCAUUUGCAACUCCUCCUUCGAGGGAAAAUGCAAGUGGCAGCGCGCAAGUACUUGCCGUUGCCGGUGGUGCAAGCAGCAUGUUAGUUCACUACAGUACAGCAGGCAGUGGCCCGUCUGCGGGUCACGAUGCCUUCGCUUGCGGGUCAAUGGCGACGCACCUGCUGCCGAAUUCGUCAGUGCCUCCUGACAAUCCGGUCGCGCUGAAUGCCGCACCGGGCCCUUUGCUGGCGACCUUCUCAGGAAGCUUGGGGUCGAUCACACCAAGCAUCUGGAGCACCGCAACUUUGCGGAGCACUCCUAGCGGGCAUUCCGCCGCAAUGCCACCGUCCUAUUCGUCAAGUUUAUCCGAGUUGCAUUCGGCGCUCUCAAGUGCGGCGAUGUCAGGCGUGAAGAUUCGCGCCUCUGGGGGAUUGUCGGCAGCAUUCGGGGCAUUACAAUUGGAGCCGUUGAUGCCGAGCGCGGUCGACACAGUGCAGAUUUGCCACCAUUUAUCUGCUGGACCUGAUCGGGCAACCGUACAGUCUGGUGGUGGCUUUUCCAGACCAAUGUAUCGCCCUCUUGAUCUUGCAGCAAACCCUCGGGCAAACGCUUUUCAUGUGCCGUUAUCAGGUGUGCAGGUUAUGGUGACCCCCCUCAUGUCGCAGAGAGCAUGCUCUGUCGAUGGCCGGCCAGCCAUGAUACCCUCGCAGGUGGCACAAGGAGGGCUUCAUCGGCCCCGUCUCUGCCUGCAGCCGCAGCCGAUUCACUUCAUAAAUGAGAUCGGGUGCGCAACUGUCCCCAGGCACACGCUGACAGUGACGGGUUGUCCUGCUCCUCCUCCAGUUGGACCUCCGCGAGGAGGUCUCAGUGUCCGUCCAAUCAAAGCCGCAGGAUGUCUGGGACAGCUGAUCAACGGAUUGCAUCCGACUGCCCGCGAGUUCUAUACAGGAGUGGAGAACAGUCAUCCUCACCUCACCGCGCUGCCGAUACACCCAUCGUAUCUGUGGCAGUCUCAUUUUGUGCAGAAUCCAACGCCGGCGGGAGGUUCGCCUCAUCGCGGCGAUCUGCAGACGUCUCUGCCCCCGCCUGGAAGGGGGGGCAUCGAGUGUCCCAUCUGCCGUGUGUUCAAUUCGCAUCUACGCUCAGAGCUGGAUGAACACAUGGGGCUGUGUCAGAGCACAGCCAAUCUUGUUGAAUAAUUGUGAUUUGUUUAAAUUUUUUUUUUUUUUUUUUCUAUUGACAUUUGCUGACCAUUUUCUCAGCUCUUGUGACUAAGGGCAUAUACUCACACCACCGUCUUCACCCGAAUACAAUGCCCGGUCAUUAUAGCUACGACUUUUUUUUUUUUCUUUUUUGCAGACGAGUACUUAGUACUUGUCGUCGAUCAGUUGGAGCUUGACGGUUCGAGAUUGCCAGGUGAGUCUUCCAAUCGACUAAACAAGGCGUCUGAUUCUGCAAUUCAUCAGGAAAAAAAGUCAAAGUCAAUUGAUGUGUUGACUAGAUUGGCGUCACCGACGACAGCCGAGACCGA
This is a messenger RNA of Chara braunii, 3812 nucleotides long. The record is from the annotation of a GenBank genome assembly. Lineage: Eukaryota; Viridiplantae; Streptophyta; Charophyceae; Charales; Characeae.